Molecule: messenger RNA, 1770 nt
Organism: Elgaria multicarinata webbii
Lineage: Eukaryota; Metazoa; Chordata; Lepidosauria; Squamata; Anguidae
Gene: THEMIS
Product: thymocyte selection associated
Exons: 5
Coding region: 1-1770 (589 amino acids)
Biological process (GO): T cell receptor signaling pathway
Cellular component (GO): nucleus; cytoplasm
Source: RefSeq, a predicted model, not a curated record
AUGGCCUCCAGCCUGAAGAACUUCAUCCAUUCCUUGGAUCUAAAAUCUCUCCCUAGGAUUCUGCAAAUCCAGUCUGGCUUUUAUGAUGAAGUUUAUGAAAAGCUUGGCCAUGAAUGCUGUUUGUCAACAGGAGAUGUGAUUAAAGUGGUUGGAUUAAAAGUAAAAAAAAUCCUUGCAAGUAACCGUGAAAAUGAAGAUGCUAGCCUGUGCCCCACUACAGCUGAACUAUCUCUACAUUUUCCAGGUCUUUGCAGGAUAGUGGCUGAUAAAACACCAUAUGCUAACGUUGAAGAAAUUGUGAGAAAAAAUUUGAUUGGGCCAACGCCACUGCAACGUCCUUGCUUCUCUUGCCCUAAGGAUGUCAAAGUAGAAAACCUGACUAUAAAACAGAGCGAGAAGAUCAUAUUCUGCUCUGUGGAAGAGAGAAAUGGGAUAUUGAAUGUAAAUUGUGAGGUAAUGAGGGAUGACCAGAUGUAUGCCUUUGUUUUGCCAUUUUCACAAGAAGGUGACUUUUAUGAAUGGGAAGAUGACCAGUCUUAUACCCUGAAAGACGUUGCUGAAUGGAAAAUCCCGAAGAGCAGAAGUCGAAGUGUGACAUUUAUUAAUGCCUGCAAUGCUGAGGACUCUACUAGCUUGCUUCCUGUGGAACUGGGUGGUUGUGUUGUUCUAGCACCAAUAUAUGAAGUACAAGCAGUGAUGAAAUUUCAAAAAGAUACCGUUCACUUCCUUUCUGAUUUAGAUGUUGAAGUCAAAGAUGUAACUGACUGUUACAAUGUUAACAGUUUCCUUCAGCCAUUAUCGAUGGAAGAUAUAUUGGAAAGAAUGUGCAGUGAAUUUCCUAUCGUUGUUGCAGUAAUCGAAGGCUCCAUUGGAAACAAGCACUCCUAUAAUUUAUUGUGUCCUGGUAGAGAAAUAGUCAUUUACAAAAAGUGUCAGGCAAUAAGACUCUUAGCAUCUGAGAUCAAGAGCAAUUCCUACAAAAGACACUUUUUAAUUCCUACCAGCUACAACGGGAAGUUCAAAAGAAGACCUCGGGAAUUUCCAACUGCCUAUGACCUAGAAAUAGCAAGAAGUAUAAAGGAGAAGCUUCAUGUUAUAGCUACAAAAGCUUUUGAGUCUUCGCACGAGGAGCUGUGUUCUGUUUCUGUUGGAGACCAGUUUCUCAUUCCACAAUGCAAGACAAAUGAAGGUGUUGAUCUCAGAAGGCAGAAAGUGGAGAAUGCUUUGGCUUGUGAACAAAUUCUAUUGCUAAAUAAAACCCACAAAAGUGUACUUCUUCCAAUGUGCAUGGAAGGGAGCUUUGUUGAACUUGUCCAUGACAAGAGGCAGUAUAAACUUUCGGAGCUGUGCAAAGAUUUUCGCUUUCCAUUCAAUGUCAAGGUCUCUGUAAGGGACCUUUCCAUCCAGGAGGACAUUUUGGCUAGUGUAUCAUGUCUGCAGCUUGAAGAGGAAAUAAUAGAUUCUUACUUGCUAAUCAGCAGCUUCAGCAACCCCACAGAAAUCUGGGAAGCUCCUGUGCAUAAUUUAAAUAUGUCCUUCCAAUUGCUGAGAAAACAUGUGGAAAAUACUAUGCAUUUCCCAAUAAAGUCUAUUGUGGAUGAGAUAACAGAAGAAGAGUAUUGCAUGAUGAGGAAAUGUGGAAAUCAAGCUACACACCCACCGCCCAGGCCUCCGAAAACCUACAGAGCAGAAGACUCCAAGACAUCUUUUCUCACCCUGCCAGCUCAAAGUGCUUGUGGUACAGCAAAACCUAGGAAGUUCCAUGGCUAA